Mangifera indica (mango) is the source of this 1676-nucleotide messenger RNA. RefSeq names its product disease resistance protein RPP2B-like. Lineage: Eukaryota; Viridiplantae; Streptophyta; Magnoliopsida; Sapindales; Anacardiaceae. The transcript is spliced from 3 exons. Bases 1167 to 1676 code for a protein of 169 amino acids. Gene Ontology annotation, biological process: signal transduction; defense response. The record is from RefSeq and is a predicted model, not a curated record.
UAAAACUUGUCAAUAAAAUUAUCAUAUAUAUAAAAUUAUUAAAGGUAAAAAAAUAAUCAAAACUAGAGUAAGUAUAAAUCAUCUGUAAUGUAAAUGGCAUAACAAUUUAAAUAAAAUUGGUUUAUGAACAUUAGAGUUUUAAGGGGUAUGAUUGAAAUUUUGAAACAAGAGUUGGGAUAUUUUUGAAGAAGGCAUUUUAGACAAAGUAAUAAGACUCUUAUUUAGUUAAAAACGAAAGUUUUUAUCUCUUUCAAUUCGAUAAAUAUAAUUGAUUACAAGUCUUAAAUUGCCCAAAGUAAGCAACUCACAAAUAUGUUAAUGAUAAAACAACAGGCCUUUAGUCAAAUUUAGUAGUUAGAUGCAAAACAUCCAUCUUUCUAUUAAAUACUGUUUGAAGUAUGCUUUCUGAGAUAUAUUUUGUAUGCUAAACUGCACUAACUGCUAGCUAAUGGUAGAUUGAUUUUUUAUAGUUUCUAAUGAAGUUGAAUUCAAAAACGAUAUUGUUGUUCCUUCAAUCACUUAAUUCUCAAAUUAAACUCAAGAUUUUAAGUUUGAUACAUUGAAGUUUUUCAUCAAAUUAUGCAUCUAGAUAUUAUAGUUAAUCAUGAUUAUUUAAUUUCUUUUUCUAACAUAAAGUUAAAGAAUUUUAAAGACUUACAAAUAUACAGGGUUAAAGGAGUACUCAUACUUUACAAAUAUAAAGACUUACAAAAUGGAGAUAAACAAAUGUACUACUUUUAAAAUAGGUAUUUUUUUGACAGUGUAUUGUUUGUGUUCCUCAAAAUUUCUCUGAAUAUCUGAACUCUUAAUAAUACUUCAAUCAAUCAGACUUUUCGUACCUCCUGCAGCUUAUGAAACCAAGCAACAAGGUAAGAUUUCGCCAAAUCUUCCACAUGCUCAAAAGAAGUCUUCAUAAAUCUUAGAAUCAUUAAGAAUCUGCCAAAUCCAUUUAGAGCUUAAAGUCAGUCCUCAAAAGAUUUGUUUGUCUUAAAUUACAUAUAUGUGAGCUUACCAAUGCUUGGCACAAGAAUCCUAGGCAUUCAAUAAAUAGAAAUCAAUUAACUGCUGGAAUUAACUAAAAUAAUAAAUUAUCUUGUGUAUAUAUAUAUUUAUAUAUAUGUGAACUUGUAUAGAUUCUUGAAUGCAAGAAAAAGCAUGGCCUGGCUAUGGUACCAAUUUUCCAUAACGUGUACCCAUUGCCAGAAAUGAACCAGACUGACACAUUUUGGAAUGCUUUUUCUGAGCUUGAAGAACUUUUUAAGAAAGGUUCAGAAAUUCUGAAGUGGAGGAAAGCAUUGGAAGAAGCAGCUAAUCUAGAAGAUGGCAUCAAUUCAAAUGAUUUUUGGAUAACAAUGCAUGCUUCGCUUCAAGAAAUGGGUUGGGAAAUUUUCCAAGAAGAAUGCAAUAGAGAUCCCAAUGAUCGUAGUCGUUUGUGGAAUCAUGCAGAUAUCUAUCAUGCGUUGACAAAUAAUAUGGGGAAUAAAACAAUUGAAGGCAUAUGCUUGGACAUGUCCAAAAUAACACAUAUAGAUUUAAAUCCACGUCCUUUCGCAGAGAUGCCUAACUUGAGAUUCUUGAAAGUAUAUAACUCACAUUGUGAAGAGAAAAGUAUUAAUAAGCUGCCUGUUACCAAAGACCUUGAAUUUGAUUUUGUUGAGCUAAGUUACCUCUUGUAA